Messenger RNA from Paramuricea clavata, 1317 nucleotides. Lineage: Eukaryota; Metazoa; Cnidaria; Anthozoa; Malacalcyonacea; Plexauridae. The record is from the annotation of a GenBank genome assembly.
AUGGCGGCAGUAAACAAACGAUUUCUGAUGCGAAAGCUUUUGAUACUUCUGCUGCUAAGAAGAAGAAUUAAAAGAAGACAGCAGAAAUACAAGAAAGACUUUUGGGUUCGGAAGAUAUUUCAAGAAAGGACCUCAAAAGGUGAAUUUCAUUUGCUCGUGCAAGACCUCAGGUUAUUCGACCAUUUGUACUUUUUCAAGUGCUUCAGGAUGACCCCUACCACAUAUGAGAAGCAAUUGUCUUGGGUUGGCCCCUUAAUCAUCCGAAAAGCAACAAGAAUGCGUGAGCCAAUAGGGGCUAGUGAAAGACUUUGUGUGACACUAAGGUACCUAGUUUCUGGAGAUGCUCAAGUUAGCAUAGCUGCAAGCUAUCGAAUAAGUCCCUCUGUUGUUGGUCGUAUUAUAAAAGAAACUUGCCAAGUCAUAUGGGACACACUAACUGAGAAAGGUUUUCUUAGUGUUCCUAAUUGUGCAGAAGACUGGAAGAACAUAGCUAAUACUUUUGGAGAAAAGUGGAAUUUUCCUCAUGCUCUUGGGGCUAUAGAUGGAAAACAUAUUGUCAUGCAAGCCCCAGCUCGUGGAGGGUCAGACUUUUUCAAUUACAAGAAAACGCAUAGUAUAGUCUUGAUGGCAGUAUGUAAUGCAGACUACGAGUUUCUGCUUGUGGAUGUUGGUGAUGCAGGACGGCAAAGUGACGGGAGUGUUUACACAAACAGCCAUCUUGGUUAUGCUAUUGACAAUAACCUCUUAAAUAUUCCCAACCCAGAGAAGAUUGGAAAUUCAGAUGAGAUAUUUCCCUAUGUAUUUCUGGCAGAUGAUGCAUUUGGAUUAAAAACCUACCUAAUGAAACCUUACCCCGGUCAAAAUAUACCAGAAGACCAAAGAAUUUUCAACUAUCGACUCUCUCGAGGUAGAAGGAUAAUAGAAAAUACAUUUGGUAUUGCAGCCUCAAGAUUUCGAGUUCUGAGAAAGCCAAUCAUUGCUAGAGUUGACACUGUUAUACAAAUUACAAAGGCUGUAGUUGGACUACACAAUUUCUUAAUGCGGAACAGAUUACCAGGCGACAGCCAUAGUUAUUGUCCAUUUAACUAUGUUGAUCAAGAAAGUGUAAAUGGUGUUAAGGCUGGUCAGUGGAGAAAUGACACAUCCCCAAAUACCUCGCUAUAUCCAAUUUCAAGGGUUGGUUCGAACAACUACUCAAAAAAUGCAAAAACAACUCGUGACAACUUCAAGAAGUAUUUUAAUUCCCCAGAAGGAGAAGUUAGUUGGCAAUGGGACAUGGUACGCCGGGUUACUAUCCCCUUUGAUGAAAGAGUAUGA